AUGGACUCCCCAUUGGGACUCUUUCCCCCCGGGAUGGAGCACAAGAUGUACCCCCUGAUGGACGUGGAGCACCGGCCGACCCCCCUUGACGCUCAGCUUUUCACCAACGUCAAGAAGAAAUGGCGACCAAAGGGACAGCACAGUGCGCCGCGCGGUGGGCCACCUCGAUCCUGGACAAACGCUGAGCUCACAGAAGCCCUUCAGCAUGUCUGGAAUAAGAAAAUGACGACGAGCCAGGCGUCACGGAUAUUCGGCAUCCCAUAUAAUUCUCUUCUUAUGUACGUUCGAGGAAAGUACGGAAAAAGUUUGAAAUUAGAACAGCUAAGAAAAGACUGUAUAGGCGGGCCUUUAGAGGUGUUAAAUUUAAAUUCUGGUAACAAUAACAACAACCAUCCAUCAAGCAAACAUAGCGUCAAAGAGGAACAGCAUCAGAACAUAGGCCAACGACCAGCAAGCUCCGAACCAGAUAUCUCCUCGAAUCCGAUGUUUAACCCCUUCCAACAGGGCUUUUACCCUGAAUUCCCACCUGGUUUUCCCAUGCCGCUGAACAUGCUCCACUUGUUACCGCCCAGUGAUAAAGCAAGAGAACUAUACCAGUCCAUGCCAAUGGCACUGGACUCUCUGUCUGGAGUGACAAAGGAGGAGGAUUGCAAGAGCGACCGAUCAAAGGAAAACUCUGCUGAUGAGGAGGGCGAUACGUAUCGUGCCCCUUCACACCCUCCCCACCCCCCGGACAACCGCACUCUUCUUCAUCACAACGGACAGGACUAA
Pieris macdunnoughi is the source of this 771-nucleotide messenger RNA. NCBI's taxonomy places the organism in Eukaryota, Metazoa, Arthropoda, Insecta, Lepidoptera, Pieridae. The record is from the annotation of a GenBank genome assembly.